AUGGAUAGGGUCGGCGGAGCGAGUGGGGGAAAUGCGCAGCAAACGCUGCUGCGCAGAUCGGGGGAGCAGCGUAGCAUACUAAGUCGGCUGGGCGCAGCACUGGAGCUCUCUGUGGCUGACGUGUUCGUUUCUGUUGAGGGGGUAGGGCAGGGGCGGCUGGUUGGGUAUGAAGAUGAGCUAAUUCGCUUGGUACGGGAGUUCGGCGGCAAGACCGAGUUGGGCAGCGCACCUGUUGAUGGCGGAGCAAGAGCGGUCACCCGAAUUCCUGCAGGCACAGCAGCGGCAUACAUACGAGUGAAGGAGUUCUACCUUCAGCGUGGAUUGUGUAACCGGAUGGCACUCUCUGAGGAGCUCUCUUCAUUGAAGAUGAAAGAGGGGGAGGGGGUGGCUGCAUACUGGGCGCGUGCCGAGGACUUGAGGUCCAAGUACUUGGCAGCAGGAGGAAAGGAGGAGGUUGAGGAGUGGAUGAUGAGGAUACUCAAAGGACUACCUCCUCACUUUGAGAUGCUGAAGGUGGUGUUGAACAACCAGUCAUCAUCGCUCACUAAGGAUCAGCUGCUUACCUCCUUGAGGAGCGAGGAGAUGCGGAUUGGUGUCGCACCAAGAUCGGAUGGUGUAGCCACAUUUGGAGCGGGUACGAAAGUGGGCAGCAGCGGCAGGGGAAAUUGGGUCAAGGGAGGAAAGCAUGGAGACAGCGGUAGCAGCAGUGACACCAACUCGGGCAGAUGGGGUCAAGGCAAAGGCAAAGCGGGAGUGCUUGAUUUCCUUUGGGGGUCCAAGGGCAUGGCUCCUCGGGGGUUGUGUCAUGGCUGUUGGGAUGAGGGACAUGCAUGGCAGCGAUGUCCUCAUCGACCUAAGGGAGGCAUUCCGGCAUUCUUACAGCGGGGGGGUCGUGGGUCCAACGGCAAGGCACAGGUGGCGGAUGAGGAGGAGCAGGAUGACAAGGCAGAGGCAGUGGUUGGAGAAGCAGUUGCAGCAGUGGGAGAGGAGCAGCCGCGAGAGGGGUGGUGGAUUGACAGUGGGGCCAGCCACAACUUUACUCCUUAUGCAUCGGACUUCAAAAGUAAGCUUCAACCACCAGAGGUUCGGGGAGUUAGAUUGGGAGAUGGACGGGUGGUGAAAGCUGUUGGCAUGGGUGAGGUGCCAAUGGUUGGUGCUGGAGGUCAGCUGCUGAGGAUUCAAAAGGUCCACCUUGUGCCUGAGAUGCACACGCGUCUGCUGUCAGUCCCACACCUCACCUCUCGAGAUGUCAUUGUCACAUUCAAAGGCAAGAGAUGUGUCCUUCAACGGGGGGAGCGGGUGUUGGCGAUUGGAGAAAAGGAGAGGGGAAGGGACCAUGGAUUGGUGCGGAUGUUUCUUCCUCUUGCUCAGGGCACACAGGGCAGUGCUCUUGCAGCUAAGUCGUCCUCCUCAUUUUCCCCAUUGACCCUUGCCCAUCGCCGCCUUGGUCAUACCGCCCCCACAACAUUGCAACAGAUGGCUCGGGGGAACAGUGUACUGGGCUUGGAGAUUGGGGGGGGGAACACUGAUUGUUCCCCAUGUGAGCCCUGCUUAUUGGGAAAGUCGGCUCGGAAGCCGUUUCCCCAUGAGGCGUCUCGGGCACUUGGGCCUUUGGAUGAGGUCCACAUGGAUUUGUGGGGGCCGGUGCGCACACCAUCACUGGGAGGAGCGGUGUAUGUCCUCAGUCUCAUUGACGACUUCACCAGACGAGUUUGGUCGUUCCCCCUCCCCAACAAGGAAUCGGCCAUAGUUGCAAAAGUCCUUCGCCAGUGGCAUAAGGACGUGGAGUUGGAGUGUGGGCGGAAGCUGAAGGCUGUUCGCUCGGACAGGGGUGGCGAGGUCACCCACAGUGCUUUGCCUGCCUCCAUCACACCAAUGGAGGCGUGGUCCGGCCAGAAGCCGCAUGUGGGCAUGGCUCGGAUUUGGGGUUGCAUGGGGAGUGUCAUGUUGCAUGGGCAUGAGAAGGGUGGCAAGCUUGAUGCACGGGCUGUCAUGUGUGUCUGUGUUGGGGUGGACAUGGAGAGCAAGGGUUGGCGCAUGCUGGACCCUUCUAUCAUGCGCAUUCGCAUUGCUCGGGAUGUUGAUUUCCUUGAGAAUGUGAUGUGGAAGGAUUGGGACAAGGCAAAGGAAUUUGGGGAGCUUCUGCAGGAUGCAGCUGCAAUUUCCCAACUCCUCCCUCUUCCACUCUCGCCACCUUCAGCAACGGCUGACGACGUUGAGAUGCCACUUUCACCACUGCCACCGGCACCGCUGAGUGUGUCGGUGCAGCAGCAGCCCACCCCUCUGCAGCAGCUCAGUGGCCCCUCGGUCAUUCAGCGGAGAUCCGCUACACAGGCUACUUCCUCUUCCUCCUCCUCUGGUCAGCGCUCUAUCCCUCUCUCUACGGGUGCCCCUCCGUCACCAGCGACUACCUCCCCACCACCGGUUACGGGUUUGCAGGUGCUUGGUAUCCAGUCUGGUACAGGUGGUGAGGAGGUAGGGGGGGAUGCUGGUGUGGUUGAGGGCAUGCUAUGUUUGGCCAGGGAGGUGGAAGGUGUUGCACUGGCAGGUGUGAGCACAGGUCAAGGAGGUGCUUGCUCAGAGGUACCAGAUGAAGGAUCUAGGAAUGGUACUUGGUCAACUGAGGAAGGUGUUGCAGCUGAUGUCAAGGUGUACCAGAGUCUCAUUGGCAGCUUGAUGUAUGCUGCUGUGACCACCCGUCCUGACAUGUCUUUCACUGUCAACACCCUUGCACAGUCCUGCGUGGCACCAGGACGCAUUCACAUGCGCGCUGCACUGAGAGCACUCAGCUUGCAGCUGCAUGAGAACCUGGAGCGCAUCGGCAUGCGAGUGAUUGCUGCGAAGGCCAAGGCUUCAUUCGCUGGAGGGGUUGUAUUUUGA
Molecule: messenger RNA, 2880 nt
Organism: Closterium sp. NIES-65
Lineage: Eukaryota; Viridiplantae; Streptophyta; Zygnematophyceae; Desmidiales; Closteriaceae
Source: the annotation of a GenBank genome assembly